UGAGUUGUGCGACUCUUUGAAGAUCGAAAAUUAGCUGAAGAAAUGCUUUUCCUAAUUGCUCUCGAUAAUUUGUGGAGAGGCAUUCGAGUGUGCUGAUAUAACCGGAUUACUUGAAGGUUUUGCUAAAUGUCACUGAACAGACUGAGAAAGUCCAACUCAUCGCAUUGCUGAUAUUCGACGCAACUUAUUUAAACAAUACGACCACGCAAAGAAUUAACAAACAAAAUAUUCAAAUAUUCGUACCUUGCCCUAACACAACUAACUCGUUAUUCCUAUAAAAAUACCAAAAAGACUUAAAUCUAUCGAAACCAUCACGGAAAAAACCCUGAAAACUAUGAAAGGAAUGAAACUCAAACAAAACCAAAUAAUUAAGUAAAACAAAAAUAAAAUAAAAAAUACCCACCUUUUGUCACACUCGAACGCUUCUUCUCGCGCAUGAGGUCGGGAAAAAAAGUCGAAAAAUGGACCGGACGAAAAUCUAUGCCGGAGCCCCUGCUAUCCAGCUCUACACAGGCGCUAAUGUCUACAGGAGCCCUCGGGGACCCGCGGCUGCUGCUUGUGCAACUGCUUCUGGGAGUAUUGGUCUGGUCAAAACUGACCGUAAGAUGGACGGCGUAUCAGCAGAACAACACAUGAAUGGUUCAUCGGGAGCUUCACAGGGUGGCUCUUCGGGACGCUCUUCACCCUCAGAUCCUGCCCCAAACAAGAUGUUUGUAGGUGGUCUCUCAUGGCAAACUACACCUGAAAAGCUGAGGGAAUACUUUGGUGCCUAUGGAACUGUACGAGAUGUUCUCAUUAUGAAAGAUCCAGUCACACAGAGGAGUCGAGGCUUUGGAUUCAUCACUUUUGGAGAUGCCAGCAGUGUGGAGAAGGUGAUUGCUGUGCCUAACCAUGUCCUUGACGGCAAGAAGAUCGACCCCAAGCAUGCCACGCCCAAGAACAAGGGUCGGACAAACCGCACCAAGAAGAUCUUUGUGGGUGGUGUGAGUCAGGAGACGAGUGCUGAUGAAGUCAAGGCUUAUUUCUCGACCUUUGGAAAGGUUGAGGAGGCAGUCAUGCUUAUGGACAACCAGACUAAACGGCACCGUGGAUUUGGCUUUGUCACAUUUGAAUGUGAAGACGUUGUGGAACGUGUAUGUGACAUCCACUUCCACACUAUCAAGAACAAGAAGGUUGAGUGCAAGAAGGCUCAGCCCAAGGAAGCUGUACAGGCAGCCUCACUUCUCUCCAAGAGGUUGUUGGUCACACAGACUGGUCUUGCCAAUCCUGUAGUGAGUGCUCAGUCAGCCCAUAUUCAGGCUGCUGCUGCUGCUGCUGCAGCUGCACAAGCUGCAGCUCUUAGUGGCUAUGGAAAGCUUAUGGGUGGGGGUUCCUAUCCUCCUUUGUCAGCCUACCGCUACACACCCUAUCCUCUUCCUUCCGCAGCACUUCCCUCUGGAGCUCCUCCUUCAGCCGCAGCAGCAGCUGCAGCUGCCGCUGCCGGUAUUCCUACUCAAGGAUUGACUGCUGUCUCUGCUGCGGCUGCUCCCUCCCUUGCCAAUCAGGCUGUAUUCUCCUCCCCAGCCACACAAACCCUGCCCACUCUCUCAACACACGCAGGUCUUACCACCCCGUACCAGGGUUAUUCGCUUACCAAUGUUGAUAUGAGCUCCUUCCAAGGGGUGGACUGGAGUGCCAUGUAUGGUGUGGGUAUGUAUGCUUAGUCACGUAAACAUCACUCCCUCACGUCCACCCACCUGAAUUAGUGUAACCCUUCCCACCCACCGUCCUCAGUUCAGCUUCCAUUUUACCCACAUGAUCAUACACUACGCCUCUCCCUUACUCUUUCCUCACCUUCAGAUUCAUUACUGUGCCCUCACAUUGAGUCCAGUCCGCCCAUUAUGCCGCUGUGAGCUCUCCCUUGCACCAGAUAUUCUCAGCCUCAGGGAAUUGUGCAUAAUUAUAAGUUGUCCUUCAUGCACCCUUUGAUCUCUUACUUCAAAAAUUUCUCAGAUGAGUUUCCAUAAGCUCCCUGCCCCAUGUCCAGUACAGCUUUGUUUUGUGCCGUAUCUUAUUAUAGUGGCCUUCCCAGCCUAUUGCGAUGACCGAGUGCCAUACCGGAACCUUGGUACAGGACUGGACUCACAGUGACCUGGUCUCUGGUACUUCCACCCCCACGUAGAUCUCUACAGUACUUAGUAUUAUGUCUCUCUAGGCAGUGUCAUCACUGCCCAACACUUAGUCCAUGUACUUAAGGCAUUUUUCUCAAACAUGAAGUUUUUGUUUAUUUAUUUUUGUUAGUAAUGUGCGCGUGUGUUUAUAAGGUUUUAAGUGUCAGUGCUAAGCAUAACUUGCCCAGGCCAAGCUUGAACACUAAAGGCACUUGGACCUGCUCAAUGUGAACAAAGGAAGAUGUAAAUAUUUGUGUAAGGAUAAGUGUUCCAGGCUGUAUAAGUGGACUUGGCACACACCACCAAUGGGACACUGCCCAAGUCUUGCCAUGUCAAGUGUUGUCCGAGCUUCUGACAGGGGGAGCCUCUAUGGCCUCACCCCUCCCUUGCAGUACAAGAACGGGCAAUAGAUUUUUUUCGUGCAGCCAAAUGCAUUUUUUUUUUUUUUGAAGGAUUUGCAUGACACGGGAUCAAGAUUUUAGAUUUCAGUUACUGUUAAGGUCACAAGAGUGUUUGUGAUGUGGGCCUAAGAGCCCCAUCAUUAUCUUGUUAAAAGAGUCAGUGGAGUUGGUCCCCUGCUGGCUACAUUCCACACUGGUCAGUGACAUUGGCCGCCACAAGUCAGUUUGGGCAGCUGGGACUAGCUUACUAUAGCAAGUGCGUAGUAAUAAGUGCGGAGCAAUACUCAGUGUGCGUUGCGUUUGCUUCUCAAGUCUUCUCUGUGAAACACAUAACACCUCAGUGGUACUUAGUGUGUUACACCUCAUGUAACGUGUACCUUGUUCCUCAACCUGAACCUACUUCCAAUCAUACUGAACACCCCUUCUUGUCCCUGUUCCCCCUCCUACCCCCUACCCCCCCACCACCUAAGCCUACCAGCCAUGUGUACCAUGAUGGACCAUCUCUGCAGCAGUGAAUUGCACUCGAACAGUACACAGUGUGGUGCACAUGGCAACGCUUACCUUUACAGCCAUGAGAGCGUCGUGUGGUGCACAUGGGGACCUCGGAGGCCUGGUAUAGAGGUUGCCUCGGUGACGUAAGUAUCUGAGACGAGCUCUCGACACCACGCCGCCUAUUGCCACCAAGCGGCAACCACGGUAACAACCAUCUCUGGCAUGCCACGUAUCCAUUAAUAUCCUUCUAGGCCUGUCUAGGAAGUCUGGUACCAACGUAGGCAGCAUAACAUUUUUAUACUUUUUUGCACCACAUUGGAAUGACCAGCAAAACCAUGUAGGCCUUUUAUAAAUUUACUUCUAUUGUACAACACUGAUCUCUGUUUUCAUGUUUCCGCAUAGGCCUAGAGUCAGCCAAUAGCUUAGAGUGUAAUGUAAAUAGCUUUAUGUGUGGUGGAUUACAUACAAGGAUUCCAUUUGAAUGGAUAUAAGGCCAUUGUUUGUUAGAUAUGGAAACUUGGUAGACUAAAUGUCUGGGAUACAGUGUUAUUUUUUCUGAGAUUGUGGCUGUUGUUAGAGCUAAUGAGCUCUGAAUGCCUAGACUGUCCUCUCCACCUGCCUCUGUAACCCCGUGUGUGUCGGCAAUGGAACGGGAGGGAUACCCACCCAAUCUGUUCAUAGGGAUUUUAGGGACCCAGCGUGUUCUAUUCUUCAGAAUUUUGGGAAUUGAAUAUUUAUGAUUGAUGUACCAAAGAGUUCUUGUUACAUCAUGGGUAUUUUUAUUCAUACUCUGGUACCCAGUAAAUCAUUGUUAUGAGUGUAUAAUGAUUAAAAAAAAAAAAAAGAAAAAAAGUUUAUUUUCAAAACAAAACUUUCAUUUUACCUCCUUUUUUUUUGUGUAGUCAGAGUUCAUGACUUUUUUUUUUUACAGUUUUGCCAUGAAUGGAUGUUGGGGCUUUAAAACUUCAUAGUUUUAAUACUUCUAGAAAGUGAAUGGUCUGUUAGAGUAAAAACAGAUCAGUAUGUAUAACCAUAGUAUUGCUGGUAGUCCCGGGUGGGGUAACCCUCCUGUUCUCCCCUGGAUUUGGAUGGGCAACUUGAACUGUAGAUGGAUAAUAUAACCAUGUCUAUCUGUCUACCCUGUCAAGCCACUAUCCAUCCUAGGGUAUCAAGACCCCCUCCCCCCUCCCAUGUAUCAUCUACACUGUAAUUUCACCAUUUUGUACUGUUUAUGAUGUUGACCCGAUGCUCUUGGAUCAGCGCCACCACUGGUAUGUCAAGUCAGAAGUAGAUUUGGGUCUCCUUUUUAUAUCCCAAUAUUUGAGAAUUAUUCAGCUCAUAGAUUGUAGCAGAGUCAGCCUUUUGUAUUGCCACUUAAAUUAUUGUGCCAGAGUUCGCUUGAGUCUUUUUCUGCUGUCCUCAGCACUGAAACUCUUUAAGGAGCUUUGGCACUCAACCAUGUAUGUCUGUGAGCUGAAUUUUUUAUUAUUAUUAUUUUUGCCUCCUCUCCUCUGGGGUUUGUUCACUAGCAUAGCAACUCAUCUUUAGCCUAAACCACCAGUAGUUUCGAUGAAUAAUGUUUCUUCAUUCUUCUGUUGAAUGUGCCACUCUUUGAAUCUUAUUCAUUUUACUAUGGAUCUAACUUCAACGUUGCUAGCCAAGCACUGUCUAUCCAAUAGAUUCAAGUCGCUCCAAUUUUUUUACCCGUAGCCCUGUCUUAUACCUGUUUGUGUACUUAAAUGGGGUGUGUAAAAAGACAGACAUUUCAAAUCUAGUCAUACCAGAUGUGAUGCUUAGCUAUCUUUGUUUUUUUUUUUUAAUUUUUCAAGUAGAUUUUUUGCAUUUAAAUGAUAGUUUGUCUUAGAUAUCUGUGGAUGUCCCGUAGAAUUUUGGCUAGCAGUGCAGCAUUUUCUACGUGUGAUUUGCAGUUAUGAGCUUUCUGCUAUAUUUCGCUUAGGCUCAUUUGCCUCUGCACUGUAGAGAGUGGAAUGAGCCUUACGUAAGAUAUGCUUAGUGCUCUUAACUGUUUCCAGGCACGUACACUCCCCUGCGGACCAGAAGAUUUCACACACAAAGAAAAGAAUAUUUGAAUCCGCAGUUGUAUAGUUUGUAUAGCCUCCAGCAUAUCUGAGGCGUUUCAUGAGAGAUUCUCAAGUGAUGAUUAAUCUAGUUCACCUGUGAUAUCAGCAGCCAAGUCUUCCCAUGUAGUAGGUCAUGCGUUUGGCUUUUCUUGUAGUUCGCAAGUGAGGUUGACAGGAGUGCACUGGCUACUGGGGAAAUCUGGCUGCCAUGUCUCAGUUUUUUUAAGGAUAGUGACAUGGGUGGUAGAUAGUGCGAUGGUUACCAGUAUCUUUAUUUCCUUUUUUUUCUAGUUUUUUUUUUUUUUUUUUUUUUUUUUUUUUUUUUUUUUUUUUUUGCUCCCAAGAGGUGCUAGUAGUGCUACACAGGGCCGAGUUUGAGGAGCCCAUUUGCGGACCAAAUAAAUCAGAAGAAGCAAUAAGUGUUAUUAUUUUUUCACAAAGGGAAUGAAUAAACUUAUGAUGAAAGGGAAAUUAGUAUUUUUGCACUCGUUAAUCAAACCCUUUUGCUCAAUCACCCCUGUGCUCGGUGUGGGAGGCCCCCUGAAGAGCCCGGCAGAGAUGAGUUGGUUUUGCUCCCCUGUCCUAGGGAGCCCCAGAGGAGACCAGUAAACUCUUUACGACAAAGUGUAAACAGGAUUAACCGAUUUUGCACGACUAGGCGAAGCAUCACACAUUGCUUGACCCGGUUUUUCUAGGAAGGAUCACUAUAUCUCUCCCCCUCCCUUUGACCCCCCAACACUAAAAGACGAAUCAUAAAAGCUUCCAGACAAGGUUGGGAAAACAAAGAAUAACAAAACCUAAAAGUGUAAAGAGUUAACCAAAGAUAUGCACAGCCAGUGAGGGAGCGUCUGAACCCAACAGCAAAAGGGUAUAUGUGGUGGUGUGGUGGUGGUGGUGGUUUCCCUAAGUUGCUACAGCGCGAUGGUGAUGUUCGAAAAGAAAAAGACGGACAGACUGAAACUCAUUUAACCUCAAGUAGGGUGAACCACGGCUUAUGUAAAGGUAAUAUUUUUAUGUUCUGUGUUGUCUAGUUGUGGAGAGAGCAUUUAUAAGUUUUCGAAGUCAUUUUUUGCCUUAAGUGGGCUGGAUGUGUUAGAUGUUUUAAGCUCUCUCUUACUGUUGUGUAAAUUUGCAGCUAAGAGUACUCCGUGUUAACUGGUGUAGAUGUUUGCGCAAGUCCAGUUUUGCUACUUAUUUUAAAGGCAUUAUGAUCACAUUAGAUUUUAAGGGGUUUUGAUGAACGGAUAAAAAAUAUUGAAUAAGUCCUGAAGAUGCUUAUUUUAGCAGGACGUUCCAAGCGAGUGUGUGGGCAGGCCGCACCCUUUGUAGGUUAGGUUGGGGCAGCUAUGCUAGGGAAGGCAACUGUACAGGACCUUAGGUAUGCCUCACACUCCCCAAAAUAUACAUAUAUAUAUAUUAUACAUAUAUAGAUAUAUAAAGCAUGUAGUUUAGUAUUGCAUAUUUGAAAGGUGCAGUUGCCUGUCUGGACGGCGGUGUACUACAUUGUGCCAUAGUCUAUUUUGGGGUAAAUUUUCAUGAUGGAGGGAAUAAUUAUUGUGUCCAUGGACCAAGUAAACGCACUUUAUUCUAUACUUAAUAAGAAUAUAGUUUGUUGUGCUAGCAUUAGCCAGUCAGUAAGUCAGUAGCAGAAAAUCAGCUGUGUUUUGAGCUUUUUUACUUAAGCUGACCCCCUCCCCAUGAGUCUUCCCGCGUGGGGUUCAUACCGAUACACAUGUCUGUCAGGAGAGCACAGGCUCUGGCCGGUAAGGAGACACAACGCACUCCAGCAGAAAAGGGGAGUUUCGUUCCAACUCUUUCUCCCUUGACCUUUCUCUCCAUCUCGCUCUCGUUCUCAUUCCUUUCCGCGCAUUUCUAAUCUCUGUCUCGGCAGUCUCCCUCCCUCCCUCUCCCCUCCUCCCCCCCGAUAAUUUAGGGUUUUCUGAAAUCUCAAGUGCCAAAGUGAGAACGCCGCCGCACCAAUUUUGAUCACCAUCCGCGUCUGUCAUUUUUAUGUGUGUAGGAAGGAGCGUCGAGGCUAUACACACGACCCGCUGGCAGCCACCCUGCGUCCUCUUGGCUUCCUCUCCUACAACCCCCUUCCCCUUCCGCCCCCCCCCCCCCCCCCCACAUUCACACGCCUUCCCCUCACUCCUCCCCUCCGACAGUCAAUAUCCACCGGAGCUAAUAUUUUCCAGGUCGUCACCAAUGAAACGUUUAUUUUUUUUAUUUAUUUAUUGUUUUUUUUUGGGGGGAGGGGGGUGUCAAAAAUGAAAGAGUGGAUGGAAGGGAUAGGGAAGGAGAAAGGGGAGGAGAGACAAGAAGAGAAAGAGAAGGAAAGGAAGGGGGAAGGGAGGGAGUGGGGAGGACAGAACAGAACGGGGAUGAGAGGUGGCCAGUGUCGUUGUACAAAUUAUAAUGUUAGUAAGCUACAGCCAAGGGAGUCAUUUGUGUGCUCCACCACACCACCACAGUCGCUGCGGAGAACCCGUGAGCCAGGCAACUAUGUUUAUAAGUGUGUUUACUUAGAUGUAUACAGGAUUACCACCACGCGAAGCAAUAAGUGUCUAAACCUUCUAUUUUUGUACAUAAGACUGAACAGUAAUGAUAUAAAAAGAAGUCAGUAAUAAAAGUGACAUAUUUUCAAAACCAAUGCCCAGAGUGUAUCUAUUAUUAUAUUAGAACAUCGUGUCAUCCACAUUUGAUUCUAAAAUAGUACACACAGGACCUGUUAUAUGAUACUGGAAAAAAAUAAAAUAUAUAUAUCUAUACAAUGAUCAGAAGAAGGAAGAGGUCUGAGAAUAACCCAAAAUAUUGAACUAUAUAAGGUAAUUUAUUUCGCUUCUAAUGUGACUUUGGUUUUAGAAUAUCUUCCUCUGCUUUUGUGUUUGGCAUUGGACCCUCUCCUGUGGUUUGCUCUUUUGGAUUAUUACAUAGUGUGCCCAAGUUACCUUUGCUAAGGGUGACCUAUUUUCUUGUAUGUACUUGACUGUGUUGUAGUAUAGUGGUAUCUAUAUUGUAUACCGACCAAGGCUGUAGUGUGGUAGAGAGGACUCCUGUGCGGGCGUCACCAUAGCCCACGCCCGCGCGCCCGUGUCGCCAGGUGCACGGGCGUGGAUGGUGACGCGAUGCGCAGCGGCUGAGGGACCCAGGCACGCGGCCCGCCUCCUGUGACGUAGCUAUGGCGUCACUUCUUGCUCCCAGCAGCCAGGCCGGCCUUGCAUGUGUAAGCUUCCCUGAGUCCAGUGAACCAGGGAAUCAUAUCUUUUUCUUGCUGUGGUAAUGUACUGAAUGUGCUAGAUUGUCUACCAUUUUUUGGAUUUCUUUGUAAAUGAACCUUAAAGUGAAGCUUUCGCAGAGUUGAAGCUAACUUCCGUUUUGUUUCGACGGUUGCACGUGGAGGCGAGUCAGCGUGCCGCUGCAAUGAGUCCAUGCUGAACCAGCUUGUGCAAUCGUCGACACAAAAUCAAGUUGUACUUACGUGAAAGUUGCGCUUGAGAAACACAUGUGGACAUAAGAAACACAGGACUGUCUUGUGUUACUGCCAAGAGAUACACAGCCGACACUGACAUACACAUACACCUACCAGGAUUAUAUAAACACUAGCCGUACGGUUGAUCUUAUGUAGGGUCAACCUCAAGAAUUGGGGUUGACCUUUGCUCUAGCCCCCUUCCCCCCCUCUCUCGAGUCCACCGUGCUCGUUCCACCACCACCGCCCCCCAUCGCCGCCGCCGCCGCCGCCGCCAUCAUCCCCACCGCCAUCCUGCUGCACCGUCAGCCACUCCUACCGCCUCCUUUAAUCCUUGCGCCACACUUACGAGUGGACGCGAUUACAAACACAAGGAAGUGGUGGAUGGCGGGCGGCGGGCCUCGUCCACUCCGCCGCUCCACCGCCCUCCUCCACACCCUCCCUCGUCCGUCACCCCAGGACACGACACCCGCGCCCUCGCCUCCAUUACACCUCGCUUUGUCUGUGUGUGUGUAUAUGUACGUGGGGGCGUGGUGGCCGUGGGUUGGCUGUGGUGCGUGGGUGGUGGUGGCGCGGGCGGCGGGGGCGGCGGCGGGGGCGACGACGGCGGCGGCGACGGGCGCGGGGCAAGUGGUGGUGGCGGCGUGGUGGUCCUGGUAGUGGGGGCCGGAUGAGGGCUGGCUGGCGUAUGUGACUUAGCAAAGUGGUAAUGUAGGUAUACAGCUGUACUGUAGUCGUGUCUGAGCUGUAGGUUUGGUAUUGUAGCCGACCUAGCAUCAUAGUGCUCGUCCGACGCCGCCUCUGUACAGGACCUUAUAGUCACCUGGCCGCAGCCGCAGCCGCAGCCCGCAGGCACCCCGCCCUCCGCCCGCCCGCCCGCCCGCCCAUGUAGUCAGUGUUCACCCUCCUUAACCCAGGCCCGAGACGGGGGCCAGCGCCCCUCCUCCACGGGGCUCACACUUAACCUGGUAAUGAUGUAGAGUAAACGCGACACAGAUUGUCCCUCAAGGGUCAGCUGGGCUUAACGAGGGUGGACUGCCUUGUUUACUGGACCUUACAUGUGGAGUUCCGCAGAGGAACUCCACCUAGAAAGUUAUUUAUUUUUGUUUGUUUCCAUAAAGAAUAAGUUUUAUUUUAGUUUGGAGGCGGGUUGCUGGCUCGCGGGCAGCUGAGACUUUGUGAGCAUUGCACAGUGUAGUUUGUACAUCUAGUAAUAAAAUGUCUAUGGUAGAGAGUAA
Penaeus chinensis is the source of this 9828-nucleotide messenger RNA. It is a transcript of the gene msi, whose product is annotated as RNA-binding protein Musashi homolog Rbp6-like. The coding region runs from base 462 to 1703 and encodes 413 amino acids. Gene Ontology annotation, molecular function: RNA binding. The record is from RefSeq and is a predicted model, not a curated record. Gene Ontology annotation, cellular component: cytoplasm. The transcript has 5 exons. Lineage: Eukaryota; Metazoa; Arthropoda; Malacostraca; Decapoda; Penaeidae.